AUGGCUACCGGAAAGCUCUCAACCGAUUACCAGGCGUGGCAGCAGCUCGAAAAGCUGUACCAGACCAAGGCCCCUCAGCUCAUCCUCAAGGACCUGUUCGCUGCCGAUCCUGAGCGCUUCAAGAAGCACUCGGUUACCUUCAAGGCUUCCUCUCCCGAUGUCAACAUGCUCCUCGACUACUCCAAGAACCUCGUCGAUGAUGAGGUUCUGACCGCCCUGUUCGCCCUCGCGCGCGAAGCCAGUGUCGAAAAGUUCCGCGACGAGAUGUUCAAGGGCGACCACAUCAACACAUCCGAAGACCGUGCCGUUCUGCACAUCGCUCUCCGCAACCCCCCCGUGUCCGAGGGUGGCUACGAUAUCAAGGAGGAGGGUGUCAGCGAAGUCCAGGGCGUCCUGAACCACAUGCAGCAGUUCUCCGAGCAGGUGCGCUCGGGCGAGUGGAAGGGAUACACGGGCAAGCCGAUGAAGCACAUUGUCAACAUCGGCAUUGGUGGUUCCGACCUCGGACCAGUAAUGGUGACGGAGGCUCUCAAGUAUUACAGCCAGCGCAACCUCACCCUCCACUUUGUCUCUAACAUUGAUGGUACCGACAUCGCCGAGGUCCUCCGUGCUUGCGACCCUGAGACUACUCUCUUCAUUGUAGCGUCCAAGACGUUCACCACCCAGGAGACGAUCACCAACGCCGAGACAGCCAAGGAGUGGUUCCUCCAGACUGCAAAGGACCCGGCCUAUGUUGCCAAGCACUUCGUGGCCCUUUCGACCAACACCGAGGGUGUCACCAAGUUCGGCAUUUCCGAGUCUAACAUGUUCCAGUUCUGGGACUGGGUCGGCGGACGUUACUCGCUCUGGUCAGCAAUCGGCCUCUCCAUUGCCAUCAGCAUCGGCUUUGACAACUUCAAGGAGGUCCUUGCCGGCGCCCACGCCAUGGACAAGCACUUUGCUGAAACCAAACUCGAGGAGAAUCUCCCCGUAAUCCUUGCGCUUCUCGGCAUCUGGUAUAAUGACUUCUACGGUGCUCAGACCCAGGCGCUCCUGCCUUACGACCAGUAUCUCCACAAGUUUGCCGACUAUUUCCAGCAGGGCGACAUGGAGUCGAACGGCAAGAGCAUCACCAAGGACGGGUCGCGCGUCGACUACCAGACUGGCCCCAUCAUCUGGGGUCAGAGUGGCACAAACGGCCAGCACGCCUUUUACCAGCUCAUCCACCAGGGCACGAAGCUCAUCCCUUGCGACUUCAUCGCUCCUGCUCAGACCCUCAACCCCAUUGCCGGUGGCAAGCACCACCAGAUCCUCCUCUCCAACUACUUUGCACAGCCCGAAGCGCUGGCGUUUGGCAAGACGGAGGCGCAGGUCAUCCAGGAGCUUGGUGCUGAGAAGUCGAAGAACGAGGCUCUCGUCAAGUCUAAGAUCUUCGAGGGCAACAAGCCAACCAACUCGAUUAUGUUCGAGAAGCUCACGCCGGGCACCCUCGGCGCUCUCGUCGCUCUCUAUGAGCACAAGAUCCACGUCCAGGGCGCGGUUUGGGGCAUCAACUCGUACGACCAGAUGGGUGUCGAGCUCGGCAAGGUGCUGGCCAAGGCUAUCCUCCAGCAGCUCGGCAAGGAGAGCGACGUCACUGGACAUGACAGCUCGACGACUGGUCUUAUCCACUGGUACCAGGAGCACCGCCAGUAA
Messenger RNA from Cutaneotrichosporon cavernicola, 1674 nucleotides. RefSeq lists its product as uncharacterized. The record is from RefSeq and is a predicted model, not a curated record. Gene Ontology annotation, molecular function: glucose-6-phosphate isomerase activity; monosaccharide binding; carbohydrate derivative binding. NCBI's taxonomy places the organism in Eukaryota, Fungi, Basidiomycota, Tremellomycetes, Trichosporonales, Trichosporonaceae. Gene Ontology annotation, biological process: gluconeogenesis; glucose 6-phosphate metabolic process; glycolytic process. Gene Ontology annotation, cellular component: cytosol. The coding region runs from base 1 to 1674 and encodes 557 amino acids. The transcript has 6 exons.